Molecule: messenger RNA, 3666 nt
Organism: Aedes albopictus (Asian tiger mosquito)
Lineage: Eukaryota; Metazoa; Arthropoda; Insecta; Diptera; Culicidae
Exons: 4
Coding region: 1-3666 (1221 amino acids)
Molecular function (GO): nucleic acid binding
Source: RefSeq, a predicted model, not a curated record
AUGUAUGGAAACCCGAACAAGGACCAGGGUAACCGACAGAAGAUCUACGAGCGGAAGCAACAACGGAACGAGACCUUCCUGACGUUCAAAAUGGAAGUAGAGCGGUUGAACAAACUUUUAAGUACUCCAUUAGACCAAACCCGUCUGUUUGAAAUAAUUUGGGACAAUAUGCGCCCUCACUACCGGUCGCGGUUGGCGUGUAGAACGGUAAGGGACUUGCGAAUGUUGGAGUACUACGCGUAUCGCAUAGACGCAAACGAUCCGACGUUUAGAGGUCACCGGGAAGGACCCAAUAGGCCGACCGGAAAUGUGCACAACAUUGAGGCAGAAAACGAGUCAAGCGACUCGCAUUCGAUUUAUUCGGAUUCGGAAGAGGUGAAUGCUCUGGACAGAAGGUUCAACAGGGACAGAAGAAGCAAGGACGACCGCAGACAGACGGAGAGGAAAGUGUCGGAGACUCCAACUCAAUCACAAACGGUGCAGCAACCGGCACAGCAAACACCGAGAGAAACUUCACAAAUGCUGUGUUGGAACUGUGGAAAGACAGGGCACAUGUGGAGGCAAGACGUCCGUCAAUUGCCCAAACCACCCAAGAUCAUCUCAACAGGUCAUGUCGGGAAACUAGAGGAGGAAUGUACAAACGGGAACGACGACAUUCCAGCGUUCCGAAUAGUUCCCAUAUCCGAACGUGUAAAUGGAGAAGAAGCAGUAUUGUGUGAGGUAACGGCCACGGCGGAGAGAUGUCCUCAUGUCAUGGUGCGUAUCUUUGAUACGGAUUACGAUGCAUUGUUGGACUCAGGGGCUAGUGUCUGCGUCACUAGCGUUACUAACAUCGCAGAACGCAAUGGUCUUACGAUGAGGGAGAGCCCAAUACGCAUCGUGACGGCAGACAAGACGGUUCACAAAAGUCUCGGAUACGUUCAGCUUCCGAUCGAGUUCAAUGGAAUUACGAAGGUUGUACCAGUCCUCGUUGUACCUCAGGUGUGUAGGAGAAUGAUCUUGGGGUAUAACUUCUGGAAAGCCUUCGGAAUUCAACCGAUGAUGGAAGGAGCGAACGGAUUUGAGAAGAUUGACACGGUAAGCAGAGAAAAUGCUGAGUUGGAGGUACUAGACUUCACGAUUCUACCGAUCCAGUCACUUCCGGUGUUACAGAAACCGGAGCCAGAUGAGACGUUGGACAUUCCAGCGUUAGAAUUGCCGGAACCAUCACAGACUACACCUGAAACAGUGGAAACAGAGCAUGAACUGCGACCCGAGGAACGAGCAGAGCUGACCGAAGCGAUUAGGAUGUUUCCGUGCACCACAGAGAACCGGUUAGGAAGAACGACACUUAUCCAGCACGAGAUUAUACUGAAAGAGGAGGCGAAACCACGUAGGCAACCGCUAUACCGAUGCUCUCCGGCUAUUCAGGCCGAGAUGGAAGCUGAGAUUGCGCGGUACAAGAAAAUGGACGCUAUCGAAGAAUGCUCGAGCGAGUGGGCGAGUGGAUUGGUCCCAGUAAGGAAAUCCAAUGGGAAGCUGCGAGUCUGCCUAGAUUCACGAAAGAUCAACUCCUGGACCAAAAAGGAUUCAUAUCCUAUGAGGAACAUGGGGGAGAUCUUUCAUCGGCUGGGGAAGGCCAAAUACUACUCGGUAGUAGACCUGAAGGACGCGUAUUUCCAGAUUCCUCUGAAGGAGGAAUCUAGGGAUUAUACGGCGUUUCGGACCCCUCAGGGUCUGUUCAGGUUUAAGGUUUGUCCCUUUGGGCUAACUAACGCUCCAUUUACAAUGUGUCGUCUAAUGGACCGCGUAAUUGGUUUCGACCUUGAACCAUACGUGUUUGUCUAUUUGGACGACAUUGUAAUUGCGACCAGGACUUUCAGCGAACACGUUAGGCUACUCAAGAUCGUGGCACAGCGGUUGGCGAACGCGAAUCUAACCAUUUCUUUGGACAAAAGUAGGUUUUGUCGCAAAAAGGUUUCGUAUUUGGGAUAUUUGUUAACGGAGGAGGGAGUAUCGAUCGACAAUUCACGGAUUGAACCGAUACUGAACUACGCUCGGCCCAGAAACGUGAAGGACAUACGACGAUUGCUCGGUUUAGCCGGUUUUUACCAGCGUUUUAUACGGGAAUACAGCCGGGUAGUCGCACCGAUCUCCGAUCUUUUAAAGAAAGCCAAAAAGAAGUUUUGCUGGACUGAGGAAGCGGAAAAGGCUUUCGGAGAACUCAAAGCAGCUUUGGUGUCAGCUCCGAUUCUUGGAAACCCCGACUUUACUAAACCGUUCGUAAUCGAAUCUGAUGCGUCGGACAACGCGGUCGGGGCGGCGUUGAUUCAGGAGGUUGAAGGGCAGCCGCAAAUAAUCGCCUAUUUCAGUAAAAAGCUAAGUAGCACACAGCGCAAGUACGCCAGUGUCGAGAAGGAGUGCUUGGGAGUCUUGUUGGCGAUCCAGAACUUCCGGCACUACGUGGAAGGCACGAGGUUCAAGGUCGUAACGGACGCUCGUAGUUUGUUGUGGCUUUUCACAAUCGGUGUUGAGUCCGGGAAUGCUAAGCUGCUACGCUGGGCGUUAAAAAUCCAGUCCUACGACAUCGAACUGGAAUACAAGAAAGGCAAAAACAAUAUCGUGGCAGAUUGUCUUUCCCGAUCGGUAGAAACCAUCAACGCGAUUGCCGAUGAUGAGGAUUACCAGAAAGUAGCAGCGGAGAUAACGAAUGAUCCAACAAGCUUUCCGGAUUUUCGUGUAGUCGACGGACAGAUCCUCAAAUACGUCAAGGAUACUGGGAAAUUCGAAGACCCACGGUUCAACUGGAAAAAAUACCCGCCUACAGCGGAACGGAAAGGAAUUAUGGAGAAAAUCCACGGUCAGGCUCAUUUGGGGGCAGAAAAGACGUUGGCUGCGGUUAAAGAACGCUACUUUUGGCCGAGAAUGAGUAGCCAAGUCAAGAAGUUCUGUCAGACGUGCCUCACUUGCCAAACCAGUAAAGCGACGAACCAGAAUACGACUCCUCCCAUGGCAGAACAAAAGAAGAUAGCCCAGUAUCCCUGGCAAUUCUUGGCGAUGGACUAUAUCAACGACUCAGAACGCGUCAAUCGGGUGAUAACGACGGCUAUUCGAGCGACGAUUAAAAAAGAUCAUAAGGAGUGGGCUAACAACUUGCAAGAAAUUGCCUGCGCCCUAAGGAAUUCCGUCCAUGAAACAACUCGCUAUACUCCGUACUUCUUAAUGUUUGGCAGGAACAUGAUCUCGGAUGGUACGGAGUACCGAAGCUUGAGAGAUUCACCAACAACUUCCUCUGGUGCGCUGAACGGUGAGGAAAGAAGAAAGCUGUAUGAAGAAGUGAGGCGCAAUUUGGAAACAGCUUACAAGAAACACGCGUCCUACUAUAACCUGCGCUCAAAUGCCAAAUGCCCGACGUAUUCCGUUGGAGAAAAAGUUCUGAAGAAGAAUAUGGAACUAUCGGACAAGGGAAAGGGAAAAGAUCCCGACAUCGUCACCCCGUCGGAAGGAAGCGAUCCGUCAACAUAUCGCUUCGGCCUAUACCGCGGCUACCACGUGCCGCUCAGUGGGCCCGUUCCGUCCAGAAAGGAUCUACACCAUCCACGUGGAUUCGCGAUCGCGAGUCCAAAGGUCGCGAUCAAGCACCGUGGUCCAACCGCGCUAGUGUCAGGAGCGCAGGAUCGCAAGUAG